AUGGCCGGCUCGUGGGCUGGCCUGCUGCGGCUGCGGCUCUGGCUGGCCAGGGUCGAGCGGGCUGUGGGCGGAGGCCUCCGGAUCCCAGAGGCUCCCAUCCGCCAGGCACUGCCAGCAGGCCACAUCCGGCGAGCCAGAUCCGACAGAUGUGGCGUCUACAAGGCUGGUAGCGCAUCUGCAAAAGCUCCGAAUGGCACGUACCUGAGGAAUAGGUCAGGGGUGUGGGAGGUGGGCGACCACGUGUUCGAUCACGUCUUCGACGGGUACGCCACACAUAGGCAGAUCGAGUCGGACGCAUACAAAGCCGCCAGGGCGCAUGGCCGUCCGCUCAUGCGCGAGUUCUCCCAGUUGUGCCCCAGCGAGCCCGGGACCGUCGUCAAUCGCCUCCGCCACGCAGUCAGGCUCGCUAGUGGCGCUGCCAUGUCCGACAACGCCAACACCACGGUGCUACCACUCGGGGACGACCGGGUGGUGUGCCUCGCCGACGUCACCAAGAGCUUGGUGCUCAUCGACCCGUACUCACUUGGGACGGGCGGCAAGCUCCGAUACGUGGACAGCCUGUGGUGCCUGAACGGCACGUACCUAAGGAACGGGCCAGGUGUGAGCGUUCGAUCACGUCUUCGACGGCUACGGCACAUUGGUCCGCGUCUACUUCCACAGGGCGCUCGAGGCCGUGCUACCGGCGCGCACAGGCAGAUCGAGUCGGACGCAUACAAGGCCGCCAUGGCGCACGGCCGUCCGCUCAUGCGCGAGUUCUCCCAGCUGUGCCCCAGCGAGCCCGGGACCCUCGUCGACCGCCUCCACCACGUCAUCAGGCACGUCAGCGGCGCUGCCACGUCCGACAACGCCAACACCGUGGUGCUGCCGCUCGGGGACGGCCGGGUGGUGUGCCUCGCCGACGUGACCAAGAGCUCGGUGCUCAUCGACGCUGAGACGCUCGGGACGGUCGGCAAGUCCCGGUACACGGACAAGCUGUGGUGCCCGUUGAAGUGCACGCACCCGGUCGUGACCCGUGGCGGCGCCGAGGUCUUGACGCUUCUCCCGGACUUCACCCGGCGGGGCUACCUUUUGGCCAGGAUGACCGCUGGGAGCAACAGGCGGGAGAUCCACUGGAAACACGGUGGCGAGCGUAGAGGUGCCUCCUUUCGUGGCAUUUCACUUCAUCAACGCAUACGAGGAGAAAGGCGACGACGGUGCCCGGGCCAGCGCCGUGAUCGCCGACUCUGCGAGUACUACGCUGAUCCUGCUAUCAUCCAGGCACUUGCUCUCCACAAGCUAAGAUCGCCGGAGACCGCCAAGGACUUCCCUGAUUCAAGGGUCGCGCGGUUCAGAAUACCUCUGGACGGCAGCGCCAUGGGCGAGCUGGAGACAGUGCUGGACCCGGACGAGCACGGCCGGGGUGUGGAGUCGAGCACCAUCAACCCAGCCUACGUCGGCAAGGAGUACCGCUACUUGUACGCCUGCACCGCGCGCCGGCCAUGCAAUUUCUUCAACGCGCUCACCAAGAUGGACCUCGUGGAAAAGGAGGCCAGGAGCUGGCACGAGGAGGACAUGGUGCCAUCGGAGCCCUUCUUCGUGGCCAGGCCGGGAGCAACCAACGAAGAUGGUGGGGUUGUCAUAUCAACUGUAAGCACCAUGGACGGUGACGGCUAUGUGCUACUCCUGGACGCGGCGACGUACAAAGAGAUUGCCCGCUUGCGGUUGCCUUACGGCCUACCCUUCGGCUUCCAUGGCUGCUGGAUCCCAGACAAGAACUGA
Messenger RNA from Miscanthus lutarioriparius, 1758 nucleotides. Lineage: Eukaryota; Viridiplantae; Streptophyta; Magnoliopsida; Poales; Poaceae. The record is from the annotation of a GenBank genome assembly.